This is a messenger RNA of Plasmodium coatneyi, 2136 nucleotides long. RefSeq lists its product as uncharacterized. The record is from RefSeq and is a predicted model, not a curated record. NCBI's taxonomy places the organism in Eukaryota, Apicomplexa, Aconoidasida, Haemosporida, Plasmodiidae. The coding region runs from base 1 to 2136 and encodes 711 amino acids. The transcript is spliced from 4 exons.
AUGUCUUUGGAGUUCGGUUCGGGUGAGGCCCUUCAGAUAAAAUGCUCCUACAUGAUAGAAAAAUAUAAGAAGAAGCUGCAAAAGGUGAAGCAGCUUAAGAGGGAGCUCAAGGCGUCGCUCGAGAAAAAGAGGAAAGAGAUCUACAUGGACAGAUAUUUUCUCAAUAAAGAGAAAGAGCACCUAUACAGCGAACUGGCCAAAGAGAAAGAAAAAAUCGAAACGGAACAUCUCGAAAAAACGAAGGAACUAUACAACAGCUACUUUGCAGAUAUAUUUCUGUAUGAACAGGAAUAUUAUCAGUGCAUUUAUAAGGUCUUUAAAAAUUUGCUUCUUAAAAAGGAAGAAAUUGACGAGAAGGAAAGGCGCGUCCUUAAGUUACAGGAAUACGCCUGGAUGACGCUUUCAGACAGGAACGUAGGCGAAAGGGAAAACACACACUCAAAAAAAAACGCAAAUGCAAACGCAAACGUAAACGCACGUGUCGAAAAUAAGACGGGAAGUGCUGACAGGGCCCCGAUCAACCAGCCGGAGGAAGCGGACCAUAGCCGGGACGACAAACAUUUCGAUAUAGAAAAUUUAUGCGAUUUGAACAUUAACGAAAUUUAUCAAAGCAUCAUACUGGACCAGGGAGAACGUCCACACAAUUUAAGCAACAAAAGUGAUGAGUUCUCUGAGUCCAUUAUGGGGCAGAUUCAAGGGGGGACUAACUCUCCCCCGUUCUUGGAUGAACAAUACCAAUUUGGCAGUGAACACUGUAGCAGUGUGUCUGGAACGGAAAAAAGUGGCACGUUUAAGGAACACCAAUUUUUGGAGCUCAGUUCACGCGGAAGGAAGGAUACCCACACGGAAGAGUUACGUAACCCUCUCGAAGGAGAAGAUGAUCAGCCCUAUGUGGAAGAUGUACUUUGUGAGCAUGACGUGAUCGACUGGGACGACGCAGCCGAGGAUGACCACUCAGGUGGAGGAAAAAUGUCCACCCACCGUGAAGAAGACAAAGAGAGCACCCUUUCCAAAUCGGGAGGAACAGAACAAUACGAGGAAAUGCGCGAAGAGGGAGAAGUUGGCCUGCGUGGGAGCAUCCAUUUUGCUGACCAGAAGGAAGAAAUAAAAUGCCUCACAAAUGAGGAAACAUCUAAAGGGGAAAAACAUUACCCAAAUGAGUACCACCCCAAUAGUAAUGAUGAAUACAUAACUAGGGACCAUUUAGAAGCUGCGGAAUGUAUGAGCGGUGAAGAAGUGGAUGGACAGAAUCGACGCAGCGCCAUCGAUGCUAAUCCGCUGAGCAACGCAGUUGAAGAAGAGCUACGAAAUAAUGAUAUAAUUCAGAACAGAUCGGUGGCAAAUCCGCAAAAGGAGAAUGCGGAACUAGACCAAGUGAUAGAAAAUAACAUCGACUUUAAUAUAUCGAGCUACUUUAGUGGAAGCUACGAAGACAUAGCUGAUUGUGAGGUGUUAGCCCUAAACGAUGAUGCCGCUGACGAACCGGAAUAUGAAAUGAUCGAAGAGCGCCUCUCUGGUGCCGAUUUGGAAGAGCUUGGAGACUCCCCUGAGAAGAACCACGGAAAUGAAGGGGACACACAAUAUGGGGAAAUAUGCACAGUAGAGGAUCCCACCAAGCAAACAAACCCAAACAAGCAAAUCGACCACGUAAUGCAAACGAACCAAAUCAGUGCAAUAAUAAAUGAGGAAGAGCCCUCCCAAGGAAUAAACCCCUUCCCCUUCAACGAGAACGUUCACAACUUCUACAAUGAGUAUGAACACAUGAGAAGGUUCAAUGAAGAUAACGACAAAAUUCAGUCGUCCAUUUUUAAGACGCUCUAUAGUUACCACAACGAGUAUUCCAUUCCGAUAGAAAAAAUGCAAACCUUUGAAAAUUACGUGGAGGAAAUUGGCCAGCUAGAGAAUUAUGAGCAUAUCCUGAGUUUCAUCAACGGAGGGGGUGAAGACCAGCCUGGCGCGGAUUGUAAUAAUCACCCGAAUGGAAAUUCUCACGAUAUGGCGAAGCAACCAGUGGACAUUAAGGUGAACUCCAAUUUGGGUCUACACACAGUUAAAGAACUAAUAAAUUACGUGAGUUCAACUGCUAAGGGGAACGAUAAUGAAAAAAGCGGCUUCAAAAAAAAGCACAGAAAAUGA